Molecule: messenger RNA, 1801 nt
Organism: Oncorhynchus nerka (sockeye salmon)
Lineage: Eukaryota; Metazoa; Chordata; Actinopteri; Salmoniformes; Salmonidae
Product: steroid 17-alpha-hydroxylase/17,20 lyase
Exons: 10
Coding region: 158-1768 (536 amino acids)
Biological process (GO): progesterone metabolic process; hormone biosynthetic process
Molecular function (GO): heme binding; steroid 17-alpha-monooxygenase activity; iron ion binding
Source: RefSeq, a predicted model, not a curated record
GGUCCAGGAUUCAGAUAGCUAGUCAGUUGUACCAGAACAGUCAAUUAGUCAGUUCCUUCGGGAUUGCUGCUCUCUCACAUUCAUAUUUACACAGGAACAAAGAUCAAACUACGAAGGAACAAAAGGACAUUUGGAACCUCCAUCGCUCUGUGGCUACAUGAUGGCAUCCGGAGGACUAGUGGUGUCUGUUCUAUCAGUCUGUCCUACCACUCUGUUGCUGUGGGUCCUAGCUGGAGCUACGGCCUGUCUCCUGCUCAAAGGGGUGAUGAGGUUGGGAGGGGGAGACUCUCACCCCCCUAGUUACCCCCCAUUACCCUGCCUCCCCUCCCUCCCUCUCCUGGGGAGUCUCCUGAGUCUGAUGGGAGACCAGCCCCCUCAUCUCCGUUUCACAGAGCUGGGACACAGGUAUGGGCCACUGUAUGCCCUGUACCUGGGCCCUCAUUACACAGUGGUCGUGAACACCUACCAGCAUGCCAGAGAGGUGCUACUGCAGAGAGGGAAGGACUUCGCUGGGAGACCCAAGAUGUUGACUACAGAGUUGUUGACCAGGGGGGGGAAGGACAUAGCGUUCUCUGACUACUCUCCUCUAUGGAAGACCCACCGCAGACUAGUACACAACUCCUUUACCCUGUUCGGAGAGGGGACCACCAAACUUCAGAGCAUCGUACUAGAGGCAGUGGAGGCGCUGUGCUGUGACCUCCAGGCCAGCAGGGGGCAGGCUAUUGAUCCUGAUCCUCCUCUGAUGAGAGCUGUCACCAAUGUGGUGUGUACCCUGGUGUUCAGCUCCACCUACCAAUCUGGUGACCCUGAGCUGACCACUGUGAUGGAAUACAACGACGGUAUCGUCCAGACCAUCGCUAGAGGGGGUCUAGUUGACAUCUUCCCCUGGCUACGGUUUCUCCCCAACCAGACUCUGACCACGCUGACAGAGUGUAUCGCCAUCAGGGAUCAGCUGCUCAGCAAGAAGCUAGAGGAACACAAGGUGUCGCUGAUCAGCGGGGAGCCACGUGACCUGCUGGACGCUCUGCUGCAGGGUCAGACGAGGAUCAAACAUAACCAGGGGUCAGGGGUCAGAGGUCAGGGGUUAGGAGCGGAGCAGGAAGAGGAGGGGAUCAGUGAUGACCACGUCUUGAUGACUGCGGCUGAAGCAUUCGGCGCCGGAGUAGAGACCACCUCGACGACAUUACUCUGGGUCCUGGCCUUCCUGCUGCACCACCCACAGGUUCAGGAGCGUGUGCAGAAGGAGCUGGAUGAGGUGGUGGGUUGUGGGAGGAGUCCAGAUGUGUCAGACCGCACUCACCUGCCCUAUCUGGACUCUGUCAUCAAUGAGGUCAUGAGGAUACGCCCUGUCAGCCCCAUCCUCAUCCCUCACACCGCCCUGACUCACAGCAGUAUCGGCGGUCAUUCCAUCUGUAAGGGAAGCCGUGUACUGGUGAACAUGUGGGCUAUACACCACGACCCGGAACACUGGGACCAGCCAGAGGACUUCAGACCAGAGCGUUUCCUAGAUGACAAGGGCCAGCGCUUCACUCCUUCCUGUUUCAUGCCAUUUGGGGCAGGGCCUCGGGUCUGCGUGGGCGAAUCACUGGCCAGGCUGGAGCUGUUCCUGUUUGUGAGUGGUCUGCUGCAGAGGUUCAGCUUCAGCCCCGCCCCUGGGGUCCCUCUACCCGACCUGGAGGGGCGCCUAGGGGUGGUGCUACAGCCACUCAGAUACACCCUCACUGUUACACCUAGACCAGGCUGGGAGGGGGUGUGGUGGAAGGAUUGAGAGGGAAGGGGAAAAGAUUGAGGGGGAGGGACU